UACGUCUCUAGUCAAUGAUUGAUCAGCUCUCCUAUGAUUCAUUAAAACAUCCAUUAUUUAAAACGUUAAAACGUUUGCUCUGAAGCUGGCUGUCGCCGUGCGAGGAGCGCUAAAGUAGGCUGAUGUGUGCCAGGGGUCUGUCUCAUACGGCCGCUCUGAGUAACUUUAAAGACUUAUAUGAAUCCGUGAAGUGUGAAGAGACGACAUUAUGUCAACAUCCAUGGGAAUAAGUGAUUAACCGAGAGCUUCUGACGUUUUCAGGAUACAAAGGCUGUCGUGGAGGUAAGGGUUCCCAGUCCUGUGUGGGAUGUUAACGGACUGGUGGCGCGUUGAGGCUGAAGGAGCAUGGUGAAACACCAACCCUUGCAGGUCUAUGAGAAGCAGGUCUUUGUGUCCUUCGUCACUGGGAUCUAUGGUUGCCGCUGGAAACGCUACCAGCGUUCCCAAGACGACAGCUCCAGGUGGGAGUGUACAUGGUUCAUCAUCUUGUGCAGCUCUUUCUUUCUGCUUCUCUUUUGGGCAUACUUCUGGUUGGUAGCUCAAAAUGAUUUCAACGAGUUCAACUGGUCAGUAUACAACCGCUCUGGAGAAUGGAGGGAUGAGACGAUCCCCAUCCUCGCAUCCACCACCGUGGGAUUCAGCUACAUCACAUUCUUAAUGAUUUUAGCACUUUUCCAUAUAUCCUUGGGCCAGCAGCUGAACCUCUACUGGGUUCACAAGAUUGGAGUGUUGGCUACGCUGCUUACCACUAUCUCUGGUAUCGUCUCUGUUGAUGACAUAUGGGGAGAUGAGUGGGACAUCCUGCUCGUAUCACUGCAGUCUACAGCACCUUUCCUGCACAUUGGUGCUCUGGCAACAGUCACAGCUAUCAGCUGGUUGGUAGCUGGAUAUGUGGUCCGCAGAAAGAGAUCCAAUUUCCAGGUGAUGGUGUUGGUGAGCUACAUCUUCAUCCUCCUGGCUCUCUAUUUGGUUCCGCUCACAUUCAACUGCCCCUGCAUCAUGGACCGCCACGGCCUCAAACCACGACCAGACGUCAUUGGCCGACGGGGAGCUCCUAUGCUGGCUCCAGAAAACACCAUGGUGUCCUUCAACAGAGCCCUGCAGCAUGGAGCCAGCUCCCUGGAGGCAGACGUCACUAUCAGUGUGGACGGGGUUCCCUUCCUUAUGCGAGACCGCACUGUGAGACGAACAACAGAUGUUAGUAAGGUCUUCCCAGCCAGACAGUAUGAUGAUGCCUCUUUCUUCAACUGGACAGAGAUUCGCUCUCUGAAUGCAGGCCAGUGGUUUUUAGAGAGUGACCCCUACUGGACAGUGGAGACUCUGACAGCGAGGGACCGGAGCAGAAUAGGCAACCAGACGGUUUGCAGUCUGGUGGAAAUGCUGCGCCUGGUGGCCAGGGCCAACAGCUCUGCGCUGCUCAACAUCCGCAAGCCUCCACCAGAGCACCCGCGCUACCGGAACUGGUUCAUGGACACGCUGUGGGCUGUGCAGAAAGCAGGGAUUUCCCAGAAGAGGGUGAGGACUGUGACGUGGACCCCCGACACGGACAGGGGGAGGGUGCGAGGGCUUCAGCAGACCGCGAAUGAGAAGCUGUCAGUGAAAGAGAUGAGGCAGAGGGGAAUAACGAGCCUGACCCUCCACUACAGCAAGGCCAGCCACGAAGACAUACAGGAUUAUCUGGCCAAUAAUGUGAGUGUGACUGUCUACCCAGUGAAUGAGCCCUGGCUCUACUCCAUUCUGUGGUGUAGCGGGGUGCCUUCUGUGUCCUCUGAUGCCCCCCAAGUCCUCCGAAAGGUGCCUUACCCCAUCUGGCUCAUGAGCCAGAAUGCUUACGACUUCAUCUGGAUCACUUCAGAUCUGGUCUCCCUCGCCGUAGUCAUAGGGAUUUUCUGUUUUCAGAACUAUCAUAUGAUCAGGUGGAAGAUGAGCGGGAUGCAGAACUAUAACCCAGAACAGAUCAUGCUGAGCGCUGUGGCGCGUCGGUCCAGUCGGGACGUCAACAUCAUGAAGGAGAAGCUCAUAUUCUCAGAACUUAACAAUGGGCUCAGCAGUACAGAGGAGCUUUCUCUGUAUCCUGAGAACGGUUACGCGAGAUACUCUCAUGGAGGCCUCAGUCGCUGAACACUGCCACAGCUGAUAGUUUGAUUUCUGAGCUUUACUGACCGAAGGAUAUUUUCUUGUCGGAAGAAAAAGGAGCACGCCAGAGAAACUGACCUAUUAGUCAACUUACCCUGGAGGUGAUGACAGCAUGGAUACCAAAUCUUGUCUAAAGUAUGGACACAGAAAGUUUCUUCUAUUUGGCCGAUUGAUUGAAAACAUUAUGCUCUUGCUUAUGUGCAAGUUAUGUGUAAUAUAUGUAUGUAUGUAAUAUAAUUUGUUGUAGUUUUUCCGUAAUACCACAUAAGAAGUUGCUUUCAAUGUUAUAAAUUUGAGCGCGAAAAUUAACAUGGAGGUCUUCACUGGGAGCACAUCUGUUGUGUGUCUGUGUUGUCAUCACUUAAGGGGUUAACUAACCAAUGGGCAAAUGUUUCAAAAGCAGGUGGUCAGAUGGUAUUUCCACCUGAACCGAAUGCACUGACCAGGUGAAACUGGAGCGUGUGUUUCUCUGUUAUCAAAACAUUUGAAUCAUAAUUUUAAAAUAACUUCAAAUCACAUUUUAAUGUAGAAACGUCUUGGUUUCAUCUUCUUGGAACCAAAAAAAUGACUGCUGCUCAUUCAACAUUAUUACUAAAUACAUCUGGUGAUGUGUGUGGUGAUUGGGCCGAAAAGCCUUCUGACUACCAUGAGAAAAAAAUCUCUCUUAAGUCUGUUUGCUCGAGUGACCUUCUCAGACGUUGUAUUUGAGCUAAUAAAGGCAGUAAUGUUGUAUUUUUCCAUGUCAUUUACUUCACUGUUGUUUUAUAACACAGGAAAUGGGCUGUGUAGUGUCCAUAAACUGAUGUAAAUAUGAGUUGUUUCACAUGUUUUUAUUUUCUUCCCUCUGAGAGGAUUUCAGUGGUUUGGACAUAUCAACUGUAUAUUAUGUUUGCAUUUAUUUUAAGUGUGAAAGACAGAUUCGGGCACAUGUGAAAACUUCUUUUCUUGCAGUUUCGUGGGAUGAGGGGGUUUGUGGGAGUUCUGAGAGUAUAUCGUGGAUGUUCUAAUCUUUUUUUUCUGCCUCUUUUCUGUCAUGCCAUGAUUGAUUAACUUUAUAGUAAUAUUAGCUAUUACAACUUUCACAUGGCUGCCUUUUUGUUAAAUUAAUGGACUAGGAUAUUUUUUGUCUUUUAGUUUAAUAAUAGGGGUACAAAUUUCAAGUUACAACUAUACUUUUAGCUGCAGACAUGUCAACUGUUCAAUAAAAGUGAUCUUUUCUCUUUGAAAA
Siniperca chuatsi (mandarin fish) is the source of this 3364-nucleotide messenger RNA. It is a transcript of the gene gdpd5a, whose product is annotated as glycerophosphodiester phosphodiesterase domain containing 5a. The coding region runs from base 346 to 2121 and encodes 591 amino acids. The record is from RefSeq and is a predicted model, not a curated record. Lineage: Eukaryota; Metazoa; Chordata; Actinopteri; Centrarchiformes; Sinipercidae. Gene Ontology annotation, biological process: lipid metabolic process; positive regulation of neuron differentiation. Gene Ontology annotation, molecular function: glycerophosphodiester phosphodiesterase activity. Gene Ontology annotation, cellular component: plasma membrane. The transcript is spliced from 17 exons.